AUGGAAGAACAAAUCACAGGAAACGCAUUUUACUACAUGCCUUACACAGCAAAGAUAGGAUUUAAUAAUAACAGCAAAGAUGAAAUGAGUGUCAAUGAUGUUUCAGAACAGAAGUGGCUUUUGUUUAUUGCUAAUGGAUAUUCGAGAUAUCAUGGCUACAUAAGUUUAGUGAUAUGCACCUAUGGCAUUAUUGCAAACAGUGAAUAUGGUUAUUUUAAAUAUGAAAGAGCUGCGUUCUCCCAAGUUGCUUACAGGCUCUUAGCCUCCAAGAUAACCUUAGCUUCUCAUAAUGCCAGUGUAUGGCUUGGAGUAUCCCUAACUUUUUACCGGUUUAUCCAGACUAAGAACAGACGUCAUAUCCAUCGAGCCACGCGAAACAUGCAGACAGUUGUAGUAGUGUCCAUUGCCCUGCUCAUCUCUGUUGUUUCAUCAUUCCCGAAUUUUCUCACAAACAACAUCGUGGAACAUACUUUAACCAGCAAUGAGACUAUCUACAUCAUAAAUGCUACCAUGCCUACCAGUGGUGGUUCUCGUAACAUUGUGGACACUAAUGGCCUAUUAUACGCCAUUGUAGAACUACCACAAGGAAUACUAGUUCUGAUGCGUGUCUUCGUCUCUGGACUGUACGAAAAUGUGUAUAUUCCGCUUGGAGACUUCUUUGACGCCAUUGCUUUACUUAACUGUACUGUAGACGUUAAUGACCAGCUGACAACUAUACCAUAUGACAAACGGGAUGACUUUAGCUUUUCCAUCGUCAACAUUCCACUGUCACUAUCCACUAUCACUUGUGCAGCUGUGUUGGCUGUGUAUGUCUCCUAG
Saccostrea echinata is the source of this 819-nucleotide messenger RNA. RefSeq lists its product as uncharacterized. NCBI's taxonomy places the organism in Eukaryota, Metazoa, Mollusca, Bivalvia, Ostreida, Ostreidae. Bases 1 to 819 code for a protein of 272 amino acids. The transcript has 4 exons. Gene Ontology annotation, molecular function: G protein-coupled peptide receptor activity. The record is from RefSeq and is a predicted model, not a curated record.